UUAGAGGCUCGUCGCGCCUGCGUAAAGGGCCCCACGGCGUGCUGCGUCGUUACUUUUGAAACGAUUGGCGGGGAACUGUUGUGGUAGCCGCCGCGGUGGUCUCAGGCUGAGUGGAAGCGUGUGUCUUCGUCUGCGGGCCGAGCCAUGGCGCUGCAGCUCUCCCGGGAGCAGGGCAUCACUUUGCGCGGGAGCGCCGAGAUCGUGGCCGAGUUCUUCUCAUUUGGCAUCAACAGCAUUUUAUAUCAGCGUGGCAUAUAUCCAUCUGAAACCUUUACUCGAGUGCAGAAAUAUGGACUCACCUUGCUUGUAACUACUGAUCUUGAGCUAAAAAAAUACCUAAAUAAUGUGGUGGAGCAACUAAAAGAUUGGUUAUAUAAGUGUUCAGUUCAGAAACUGGUUGUAGUCAUCUCAAAUAUUGAAAGUGGUGAGGUCCUUGAAAGAUGGCAAUUUGAUAUUGAGUGUGACAAGACUGCAAAAGAUGACAGUACACCCAGAGAAAAAUCUCAGAAAGCUAUCCAGGAUGAAAUUCGUUCAGUGAUUAGACAGAUCACAGCAACAGUGACAUUUUUGCCACUGUUGGAAGUUUCUUGUUCAUUUGAUUUGCUGAUUUAUACAGACAAAGAUUUAGUUGUACCUGAAAAAUGGGAAGAAUCGGGACCACAGUUCAUUACCAAUUCUGAAGAGGUCCGUCUUCGUUCAUUUACUACUACCAUCCACAAAGUGAAUAGCAUGGUGGCCUACAAAAUUCCUGUCAAUGACUGAAGAUGAAAUGAGGACAAUAGUGUAAUUUUAAUUUUCACAUGUGGUUUUCCUGAAACCAAGUCAACUGUAGUUGAUAUGCUUUAUUUCCUUGGUUAAUUUUUAGAUGGGGGAAAACCAACAUCAUAUUUUACUGAACUGUGUGUAAUUGUUACAUUUUUUUUGGUACCUGUUUGACUUUCAGUAGGGUUGGAAUAGUGAAUUUAUUGCACAUUGUUCAAAAGGAACCAGCAGCAUUUUAAUGUUAAUUCCUUUGAAGGUGGUAACUGUAGGUGGGAAAAGUUUUGCUAUAAAGCUAAAUGCUUAUAUAAAUAAGACAUUUUGGUCAAGUAGCUUGACUUAGUAUAAAUAAGGAGAUAUUUAAAUAUAAAAUACAACAAAAGUCUGAGUAUUCAGAAUCUUUGCUUGGAUCUUGAAAGUAACUAAUAACCCAUAAACAAUGGAAAAUAUUGUUCUAUUAGGUCUUUGUCAUUUAUUUCAUUGUAUAGUUUCUAUAUUGAAUAAUUUUCCAAUUAUCUGAUUUUAAUUUAGAUAACUUGAUCCCAUGAAGCAAUGAAUAUUUCUACUGUUAAUUUCCAGUGGUGCAGAAUUCUUGGGAAAAGGGAGCUUAAAACAAAAAGUACUUAUCUUUCACAUUUUUAUGAAUCAAAUUUAAAUACAGCUUAGCUUGAUGGUUCUGGCUUAGGGUCAAGUUGUUGGCUGGGGUUACUGUCAUCUAAAAAUGUCACUGGAACUGUAGGAUCCACUUCCGGGAUGAUUCAGUUACAUGGCAAUUGGCAGAAGGCUUUAAUUCCUUGAUGAAUUUUGACAGAACUCUUAAAAAUUAUUUUUAUGUUUUACAAAAUCAAGCUUUAAGUGAAAAUGAGGAAAUAAAGUUAAAUUUGUAUGUUGUAAAUAAAUUUAUCUUAAAAUGUUUUUAUAUUGGUGUGGUGUUAAUACAACUAAAUGUGAUUAGAAUGGAUUCAGCAUAGCAAAUUAAUUCUUUUGCCUACUAGGUUGUAGGGCUUAAGGAUACAGAGUUGAGUAAGUCUCAAGGUACUUUCAGUCUAAUGGAUAAGCUUUGAUAAUACCCCCUAAGCCUAUGACUUCAUCAUUGUAAAAGGAUGUCAUUUGAAAUUAAUUCCACAGUUCCAGCUUAAUAAAUGUUAACUAAUACUUUUUUAUAUUCUUAGUCUUACAUAUUUAAAUAUCAUGCUUAUUCCUGUGUUUUCAUUAAUACCUUCAUCAGGUAUGUGCUUUCUAUCUACUGCUCACCUGUUUUUUCAAGGUCAGUUUACAAAUUUGCCUUAAA
This is a messenger RNA of Carlito syrichta (Philippine tarsier), 2050 nucleotides long. RefSeq names its product mitotic arrest deficient 2 like 1 (gene MAD2L1). Lineage: Eukaryota; Metazoa; Chordata; Mammalia; Primates; Tarsiidae. Gene Ontology annotation, biological process: mitotic spindle assembly checkpoint signaling. The transcript is spliced from 5 exons. Bases 145 to 762 code for a protein of 205 amino acids. Gene Ontology annotation, cellular component: cytoplasm; kinetochore; nucleoplasm. The record is from RefSeq and is a predicted model, not a curated record.